Molecule: messenger RNA, 2596 nt
Organism: Cryptomeria japonica (Japanese cedar)
Lineage: Eukaryota; Viridiplantae; Streptophyta; Pinopsida; Cupressales; Cupressaceae
Product: exocyst complex component EXO70A1
Exons: 2
Coding region: 167-2131 (654 amino acids)
Biological process (GO): exocytosis
Cellular component (GO): exocyst
Molecular function (GO): phosphatidylinositol-4,5-bisphosphate binding
Source: RefSeq, a predicted model, not a curated record
GCCAUUGCUCGAAUUUGUACGCGAGGCCGCCUCAAUUAUUCAAAUUUUCACAAUCGCCCCCACACGUUCAAUUCAACAGCUCACAGAGAAACCAAUCACUGUAAUAAAACAGUAGCAAAAGAAAAAGAAAUCAAAGAAAUGGUCUGGGCAUGUUUCAAUCUUAAGUAUGUUGACCAGCUUCGAACUCAAUACCUUCCAAGGUCUGCUUUCAGCACAAAAAUCCCUCCUCAAAUCCACCCACAAUGCAAAGCAAAUUGGCCAGUCAAUUCAUAAAUGCGGGCACAAUUUGCAGUUGAUGAAGCAGAGAAGAGAAGAUCUCGAAUCGGUGGUUGCUCCUUUGCUUUCUCUUUCCAGAGAAUCUCAGAAUUUGAUCAAAUGUAUUAAGAAUGCGGUUGCAUCUGCCGUGGAAGUUUUGGCGGCCAUGAUGUCGGUCAGAGAAUUGAGAAACACUCUAGUGGGAGAUGAUCCUGGAGCCAGUGUGGAAGGCUAUCUGGGAGCUGCUCUUAAGCUUGAAGGUUACUUGAAUUUCGUUGCAGAGAAUCUACCACUCGCGUUGAGCCAGCUGGAAGAGGCCGUUCGGGUCUCCAACUCCAGUCCUCUGGUUGACGAGUAUACAAUGGAGAGACUAAACAAUUGCAUUGAAGCUUUAUGGAGGAAUUCAAAGGAGGGUGAUCAUGAUGGUGAUAGCAAACGGCUGUUGGACAUGGCAGCACAGAAGCUGGAAUCUUCAUUCAAUCUGGUUCUAACUGACUUCACUGUAAGUUACAGAAAGACCUCAGAACUCCUAACAUCACAAGGAGAACAAACUUUGAAUUUUGAUGUUUUUAUGAAUGGAAACUUAAAAACCGUUAAGGAGAUUGCACAGUUCCUGAAGAGAAAUGGCAGAGCUCAGCAAUGCUUUAAAAUGUACUGGGAUGUUAGGGUUAGAAUAGUGAAGGAUAGUUUCCAAAACAUGAGACCCUACUAUUUAAGCUAUAAUUCUGAAAAUCUCAAAGGUCUAGACUGGGCUGAUUUGGAAGGGCAGUUUUCAGAUUGGUUGGCGUUAUUGGAUGUGGGAGUGAGGGAACUGUUGUGGCCUGAAAGGCAGCUGUGCUAUCAGAUAUUUGAGGGCUUUGAUGAGGAGGCAUGGACAAGGUGUUUUGGCAAAUUGGCCUUGGUGGGGGGGAUGGAUGAACUUAUUCGGUUUGGGGAGGCUAUCGUUGCGAGCCAGAGAGAACCGCAAAUGGUCUUUAAACUUUUGGACACUUUUGAAAGGCUAGAGAACUUGAAGGGAGAUUUAGAGAAAGUAUUUGGAGGCUAUGGAUGCAUGGAAACAAGGCUUCGUUUCAGAGAGCUUCAGAAGCAGUUGGCCCACAGUUGUUGCCAGGUGCUUUUGGGCUUUACAAAGAAGGUGGAGGAGGAUUCAGGUUUUCCUGCGGAUGGUGAUCUGCUUAAGAUCACUAGAUAUGUUGUCAAUUACCUCAAGUUUUUGGUUGGUGAAUACCGCCUUGUGAUGGUAUGGGUUUUGGAAAUGGAAGGGAUGGAAAACCCUGAAAUGAAGCUUUCUCAGAUGGUAGAGGAUGUUUUUAGUGCUUUGGAAAGGAGCUUGGAAGGGAGAUCAAAAGGGUAUGCGGAACCGGCACUUGCCCAUCUAUUUUUGAUGAAUAAUUACUGGUAUAUAUUCAAGAGGGUUAGGGACAGUGAGCUGGCAUUUUUGGGAGAGAUGUGGCUCAAGGAGCGGAAACGAUGGGUUAAUCAGCAGCUUUUGGGUUAUGAGAAACACGAAUGGGGACCUGUUCUUGUGCAUAUGAACAGGGAAGGAUUAGCUGCAUCUACUGGCAGCAGAGGAGCAACCAAGGAGCUGUUUAAGCAAAGGCUCAGUGCAUUCAACUCAGCACUUGAUCAUAUUCGUGAAGCACAUCGACAUUGGGUGAUAUCUGAUGAUGAUCUGAGAGAGGGAACUCUUGUUAAAAUUACACAGGUUCUUGUUCCUGCUUAUAGAAACUUCACUGAAACUUAUGGCCAUUUAUUGGACAAUAAUGCCAAUAGAAAUAGGUACCUGAGAUAUACCCCAGAGAAACUAGAAGACUUGCUGGCUAAUAUUUUCAGUGAAAAAUCCCACGAUAUGCCAAAUGAAGUUGAGUUUACCUAAUAAAACUUGAUAUGAUAAAUUGGUUGUUUUUGUCUCUUGCCAGCUAAUGUUGAUUUAUGGAAAAGGAAUGGCAUAUUGCCAUUCCUUGCUUGCACAUGCUGACUUAACCUGUCAUAUCCGGGUAAAGAUUACAGGAUUAAAGGAAAGUAUUCCAAUUUCUCCAAUCUAAAACAGGUAGCUGGACAAUCUGGGAAUAUUGAAUUUCUUUUCUUUACAGUUCAGAAGCUUGGUCCGUGCAUCAUUACUAACUGGAUACCCAUUCGAGAAGGCAUCCUUGGUUUUUAAGUGAAGUCUUGGCAGUAGAGAAACUGAAUGUAAAGUUUUUGGUAACAGCUAAGUGAUUUUCUAAUUUGUGUUUAUGUGAAUCAACCAACUAUUUUUGUAAGAAAGGAUAGUUAAAGUGGAGACCCUAGUUUGUCUAGGGUAGAUGGUAUCAUCACUUCCUAAUAUGAUUUCGUUGAUAUA